GGGCUGGAUCGUGCUGUAGCCGAACUGCAGCAUCUCCUUGGGGUGCUGGACAGUCACCUGAAGCUUCGGACAUACCUGGUGGGGGAAACCAUAACUCUGGCUGAUGUGACCGCUGCUUGUUGUCUUUUGUUGCCGUAUAAAUAUGUUCUCAACCAAACCCUUCGCACUUAUUUUAUCAACCUGACUCGAUGGUUCCUGACGUGUGUCAACCAACCAGAAUUCCAGGCUGUUCUGGGCACAGUGAGGUUGUAUGAAGAGGCCCCAGGAGGUGGUGUUCUAGAAAUGGACUUUAAAGCUGAGUUGCCGGAGAAAGAGGAGAUAGAAGAGCCCCCUCCCAAAAGCGCGUCGCAGCUGAAGAAGGAGGCCAAAAAGAAAGAAAAACUGGAGAAGUUUCUUCAGAAGAAGGAAAAGAACCUGCAGCAACAGGGAGAGAAGAAGCCAAAAGCUGAGAAGAAAGAAAAGAAGGAUCUUGAGAUCAUCACCUAUGAUAUCCCCACCAAACCAGGAGAGAAAAAAGCGCCGCAGCGUAUCUGAGCCAAACCCCAAAGGCAUCUUUAUGAUGUGUAUUCCUCCACCCAAUGUUACCGGAUCGCUCCAUCUCGGCCAUGCCCUCACCAAUUCCAUCCAGGACUCUCUGACAAGAUG
Messenger RNA from Thamnophis sirtalis, 645 nucleotides. The record is from RefSeq and is a predicted model, not a curated record. Lineage: Eukaryota; Metazoa; Chordata; Lepidosauria; Squamata; Natricidae.